AGGUGCUGUGGUCGGCCUGAGGCUAAUUUAUACGUGCAUCGACGCAAAGUAGUCAUCAAUUUGCUGGAAAAGUCAAUACAUAUUGGGGCGACAGCGAAAAUCGAUCGAUUUCGAUCGCUACGGCACGAGGCCACAGCAAAACACAGCCUUGCACAUAAGAAGAGUAAAUAAGAGAUGGGCGCCUCCUACGCAAACGCUCCGGACGGCGCCGCAACGGGCGCGUCCUCCUUCUACACGCUCGUCGUGCUCACGUUGUACCUCGCCUUUAUAGUACCAGUUCUCCUCACGCGCCUCGCAAAAGGCAACAAAAACGUGACCACGGUGGCAUUAGCAAUCUCCUGCGCCGGCUCUUUUGUAGCCUUCAAGCGGGUGCACCCCGCGGCAGUGGCGUGGGCGGAUGCAUCCUCAGUGUUCGACCCGUACGACAUCCUCCAGAUCCCGUCCACCGCCAACGCGACCGUCGUCAAGAAGGCCUACCGCAGCCUCAGCCGGACGGCACAUCCGGACAAGGGGGGAGAUGCCGAGACCUUCCGCAAGAUCCAGAACGCGCACGCGGCGCUCGCGGGCGACGCGACGGCGCGCCGGAACUACCGGGACUUCGGCCACCCCGACGGCCCGCGGCCGUCCUUCGCGGGCUUCGCGCUGCCGCACGGCUUCGAGGCGACGGCCGUUGGGUUAUAUGUGCUGAUGUUGAUAUUGGUAUUGAUGCCCGUGUUGCGCCUCGCGACUGGUGGUAGCAGUGCUCCAAAUGCCUUGCCGAAGAAGGCCACGGUCCUGGCGCUGCGCGACGCGCUGCAGGAGGACGCGCCCGCGCACAUUUCGACCUGGCUCCUCCUGCUCGGGAAACUGCUCGACGACGUCGAGGGCGUCGAUGCGAGCGAGGUCUCGGACGCUGAGAGGGCGGCGGUGGCGCACGUCGCGGAAGACCUCGACACGGACGCGGGCUUCGCCGUCGUCCAGACGCUCGAGGGCCUCACGCCGACGGGCGCGCUGCUCAUCCAGCGCGCCGCCGGUGGCCGGAGGCUGGACGAGGACAGCGAUACCAGGACGCUCGACCUCGCCGCGUCUCUGGCCCGCGCGGCCUUCGAGCUCUCGUGCGGCGCGUGGCAGCCCCUCGCGAACCUGCAGACGGCCGUCGGCGCGCUCCAGUGCCUCUGCGCUCCCAAGAAACGCGGUUCGGCCUCCGUACUCGCGAUCGAACUCGCGGUCUACGACGACGACGAGGCGCUGCCCGACGUGCGGUCGUCUGAUCUCGCGACAGUCGAAGUCAAGUUCUCGCUACCCACGACGCUGGCGCGCGAGUGGUACUGUGUCCUGAGCCACGACGGCGCGAGCGUCGCGGCCUGCCUCGCGGUGCCGAUUGACGAUCUUGCUAUGGAUGAGUUCAAGAGUGAGCUUCGGGCGCGGGUCCACGUGCCGCGGAAGGUCGGCCGCCACCAGCUCACCGCGCAGCUCCGCGCCAUGGACGCGCGCGGCGUCGACAGCGACGUGCGGCGGCACACCUACAAGGUGCUCCCGCAGGAGGACGAGGACUAGUCACGUUGCUGAGGUGGGGCUGGUGGCAGCGCGUCAUGACGCCCAAUGCGGGCGGGCGCAAGUGUAGUAGAAGAC
Pelagomonas calceolata is the source of this 1611-nucleotide messenger RNA. The record is from the annotation of a GenBank genome assembly. Lineage: Eukaryota; Pelagophyceae; Pelagomonadales; Pelagomonadaceae.